AUGGAUACAGAUGGUGGUGGUUCAGGAACAGCGACAGCAAUGCAACACAGUUCUAUACUAGAGAAUAUAUUACCUGCAGCAACCUACCGACCGAUCGUCAUCUUUUGCAUUGGCCUGUGGGGCUGGGGCCUUAAUCUAUACCUCCUCAACAAACAGCAAGUUGAUCCCGCACAACUAUUACAGAUCCAUCCCGUCGAGAAAAACUCGCCUAUUCAUAAACCCGUGUUUGCCUUGGCUGGCAUUGUCACAACGAUCAUAAUUUGCAAUGUCUGGUGGUAUUGGAUCGCUCCUUGGCACUGGACGCCUAUUCUCUGCUACGUGUUUGCUAUUUUGCUGAUCUUGUGGCCUGGAAAAAAUCUGUGUCGCAAAGAACGUGAACGGUUUCUCAGAGUAUUACGACGGAUCGUAUCGUUCAACCUGUUUUCUCCAGUCUAUUUUGGCGAUGUUAUUCUGGCCGAUAUUCUAACGAGCUUUUCAAACGUGUUUGGUGAUCUAUUUUCAACGUGUUGCUCAGCAACGACCGAGGACAAUCCAUGCUAUCGGGAUGUACUUGUUCCACUAUUGAUUAGUCUGCCUUAUGUGAUUCGCCUGCGACAAUGUUUAUCUGAAUAUAUCGAUUCCGGUGGGGAAUGUAAACGGCAUUUGUGGAACGCGCUCAAAUACGCAUCAGCAUUCCCUGUCAUUCUUAUUUCAGCAUCUCAAAAGAAAGCCGAUCGAUGGGUUGCUGCGACUGGAUCAGUACCAAGUACGUGGUGGGUCAGUGACACCAACCUGUUCCGACUCUGGAUCAUUUUUGUAUUUUUCAACUCCAUGUACUCCUUCUGGUGGGAUAUUUCAGUGGAUUGGAACUUGAUCAACGUUGCAACAUCGUCACGAACGGCCAUGAUGACUAACCACGCGCACCAGCAUCAUUAUCUACACUACACAAUGCCUAUUGUACGGUUCAGACGGCAUCUGCAUUUCAACGACGCAGGCCCGUACUUUGCAGCCAUGGUCAUUGAUCUGAUUCUCCGAACGACGUGGAGUCUCAAGCUCAGUUCGCAUUUGUACGUCAAGCGGUUGGAAGGCAGUAUCUUUAUGAUGGAACUGUUGGAGGUGAUCCGUCGUUGGGUGUGGGUCAUAUUUCGUAUGGAGAGCGAAUGGGUCAAGCGGACACUGGGUACGUUGCCGACGGAUAAUGCCACAGUCCUGGCAAUGGACACUCUAGGCAAUAGUGCCAACAGCAGCAGCCAGUCAAAACUGAUGCCGAUACGCGAAGAAGAGGACGACGAUGACGACGACAACGACAACGGAGAAUCCACUGCGAAGUAA
This is a messenger RNA of Zychaea mexicana, 1311 nucleotides long. Its product is annotated as EXS family-domain-containing protein. Bases 1 to 1311 code for a protein of 436 amino acids. The record is from RefSeq and is a predicted model, not a curated record. Gene Ontology annotation, cellular component: membrane; cytoplasm. The transcript is spliced from 4 exons. Lineage: Eukaryota; Fungi; Mucoromycota; Mucoromycetes; Mucorales; Lichtheimiaceae.